AUGCUGGAAUCGACAACGUCCACAACCACCAAGCGAAAGCGCGGUCGACCACCCGUAGAUGCCCGCCACGAUAACUGGUAUGGUGUUCAAGACCCAAAAGAGCGAAAGCGAAUCCAAGAUAGACUAGCUCAAAGAGCAAGGCGCAACCGCACUGGUACCGCGCCAACUAGCUCAGGUGUGAGGCUUGCCCAGGGCAAGGAUAGUCCACAAGAAGACGAGUCAAACGAAAGUUCACCGGCGGGACUACUCAAAAUUGAAAGUCAUGACCGCGAGCUGAUACAGGUCCUUGACGAAUCGCGUCUGAUUAUAACCGGGCCAAAAGCCCAAGCAAAGGUGGUGAGCUGGGACGGCGUCCCUGCUCUCAACAGCGUGGGCCUGGACCACUUCUUCCUGAAUUGGCCUGCAUGGUCCAUCUAUGCGGCUCUGACGAAACACGGACUGAUGCUCGGCAUGUCCUGUCGCGAAUGCAUCUUCGACUCGGUCUCCACAUCCAAUGAUGUCCUGCCCGAUGCCCUCCAGCCUACGCCUCUCCAGAUGGUGGUUCCUCACCGACGGUGGAUCGAUCGAUUCCCCUUUGUAAGACUCAGAGACAACAUGAUUCUCUUGAGCAGUCUGCUUGAUCUGGAUGCUUUCUGCGGAGACUUGUUCAACACCGCUAGCUUGACGCUGCGGCCGUCUGCGCCCUCGUGGGACCCUAAGUCUUGGGUUUUAGGCGAGGAGUUUGCUGCUAAAUGGGGGUAUCUAUUUCGGUAG
Molecule: messenger RNA, 753 nt
Organism: Exophiala bonariae
Lineage: Eukaryota; Fungi; Ascomycota; Eurotiomycetes; Chaetothyriales; Herpotrichiellaceae
Exons: 2
Coding region: 1-753 (250 amino acids)
Source: RefSeq, a predicted model, not a curated record